Messenger RNA from Acipenser ruthenus (sterlet), 1147 nucleotides. Its product is annotated as leucine-rich repeat-containing protein 15-like. Lineage: Eukaryota; Metazoa; Chordata; Actinopteri; Acipenseriformes; Acipenseridae. Bases 50 to 1147 code for a protein of 365 amino acids. The record is from RefSeq and is a predicted model, not a curated record. The transcript has 2 exons. Gene Ontology annotation, molecular function: protein binding.
CAGCACUUUGCCUUUUUUUGGUGUUGGGUCUACGAUACACUAAAUUGGCAUGUAUGAUAGGAUGAUUAUCCUUGAUUGCGCUGUGUAUUCUUUCAUAGGGUUGUCAAUGCAUGUCUGCAUUCUCAUGGUGUUGCUGUCUGGACCUGUACAGCUCUGCCCUACAAACUGUAAGUUCUGUUCAACAGGCCUGGCAGACUGUACGCAGGUUUCCUCUUUGCAGGAAGUUUUAACAGGUUUACCAGUCGUAACUGAGAAGAUAUUACUACGUGCCGGAACCCUUGACCAGAUACCAGCAGAAGCUUUCAGAAACUUUUCCAACCUGAACGUCCUGUCUAUAAAUGAAUUUCCCAUUUCAACAUUGCUUAACUACUCGUUUGCCAUUGGAGAAUCCAAUAGAUUACAAUACCUUGAUCUCAGCAAUAACAGGCUCACAAGCUGUGGCAUUGAAGCUUUGGCUUUCACUGGUCCAAAUAACCUCACUGAAUUUACCCUGACCAAUAACGCACUUGACACAUUGUAUGAAUCCUGGUUUAAUCAUCUGGUAAGGCUUGAGAAGCUAAACCUAGCCUCCAACAGGAUACCCUACCUUCUGCCGAGGAUUUUUGAAAACUUAUCUCAGCUUCAAGAACUUAAUGUCAGCUCCAACAACAUACGCUAUUUAUCAAGCGGGACGUUUCUAGGUAUGAGCAAUUUGGUGGAGCUGGACUUGUCAGGGAAUGGAAUGAUCUUCAUUAACAAUGACGCAUUCAACCCUCUGAUAAAUCUAAUGAGAAUUGUGUUGUUUCAGAAUGGUUUAGAAACACUCCCUGAUGUUCCAGAUUCUACACACUUAUUGCAGCUACAUGAUAACCCUUGGCAGUGUACCUGUGCUUUGGUACAGCUGCUACAGAGGCUAAAAGACAAAGUUCAGAGCCCCGAGAGAGUAGUUUGUGCCACUCCGUCAGAGGUACAGGGAAGUCCCUUUCUCAGUGCUUAUCAAACUGUCUGCAACUCAAAUUCAACCGAGUCUGGAUAUCCAACCAGCAGCCCACAGAAUCAAAUAUCCAGGCAUUUGUGGAUCUAUGGAUUUAUAGGUAAUUUGAUACAAACUCAUAAAACCGUUCUGUAUACUGUAGACAAGGGCUAUCUGAUGGAUAUAGCUCAAUGA